CUCGAUCUCCCCGUCCCCAUUGGCUCCCCUUCCACGUUAUCCUCUCCCGGAGUUUCUCAUUGGUGCAGGUCACACCCUCUUAUUUGUCACCAGACACCGCCUUCAAUAUGGGCUCCUCCCACAGCCAUCUUUCAUUCAUUCUGCGUAUAGGCCUGGGUGCUUGGGUCAUGGAGGUGAAUCAGACCCGUCACUGCCCUCAGGAAGUUCAGGGGAUGUUAGGGGACAUGGACCUAGGUUCCGACAGUGACAGCCUAGGGUGGUAAAGAAGCCGCCUAGGCACUGGGAGCCUCUAAGACGCUGGGAAGGCUUCCCGGAGGAGGUGAGGCCUAAACCCAGCCCUGAAGAAUGGUUAGGAGUUUGCUGUAGGGAGACAUUGGGAGGGCAUUUUUGGAAGAAGGACCUGAGACAUGAAAGAAACAGACAUAUUCUGGUAAUUGCAAAGAGGUAGGUCAAAUGAAAGAAGGGGAGAUGAAGAGGAUUGAAAAAAACAGAGGCUUAGAGACCAGUAAGAAAUCCAGAGAAGUGUAUAGUUAGUUGAGGGGAGGGAAACCUGAAGCCUGAAAUCUUUUCAAGAAGCUUAUCAAUAGGCAGAGUGCAGGAAGGUGGGGAAGAGGGGGAGGGGAUCAGAUCUAGAUGGGGAAGAAAAGUGCAGGGAAGGAAUGAUUCCAUUUCUGACAAAGAAAAGGGCUCUUGGGUUCAUUCGUUUAUUGAGCAACUGCUCUGGGUCAGGUACUGUUCUGGAGACACAGCUGUGAACACCUAAAAGGGGAAAACAUAACUAAUCUUCACAUAUACUAUACUUCAGACAGUGAUAACUGCUUCAGAGGACAGUAGUGUGGGGAAAGGGAGGUUUCCUAUUUUAUAAAGGGUGUAUUAGGCAGGCUUUUCUAAUAACAUAUUUGUACAGAAAUCUGAGAAAAGUGAGAGAGUGACCCUUGCAGUUAUAUGGGGGGAAAACAUUCCAGACAGGGAACAUGUUCAGUUUGAAAUGCCUGUAUACAUUCAAGUAAAGAUGUUGAAUUGAGAACUGGCAAUGCUGAAGUUUUUGGAAGAAAUCUGGGCUCACAUAUUUAAAACCAUGAGGGUAGAUGAGAUCACCUAGGGAGUGUGCAUAAAUGGAGAAGAGGAGAGAAGUUUCCAGGUCCUGGGAAUUACAGUGUUAAAAGGUCAGGAAGAUAGGGAUGACCAGAAAGGAAUACCAAGAACAAACAGCCAGUGAGGUGGGAGAACUGAGUUGCGGUAUAUUUGGGAACCAAGUGGAGAAUGUGGUCAAACCAAAAUUAAGUGAUUAAUUUUGUCAGGUUCUACUAAUUAAGAUGAAGACCAUUGGUGACCUUGGUCAGAUCAGUUUUGAUGGAGACUGGGGGGGGGGCCUAAUUGGAGUGAAAUUUAAGCGAGAACAGCAAGGAAGAAAUUGGGAACCAAGUAUAGAUGACUCGAGGUGUUGUGCUGCCCCGAGGAACAGUGGAGCUGGAAGAGUGUAGAGUCAAGUGAGGGUUUUGUUUUUUAAGAUGAAAAAAUGACAGCAUGUGUUUAUCUCUUUUUUUUUUUGUAAUGGAGGUCUUGGGGAUUGAACCCAGGACCUUGUGCACACUAAGCAUGUGCUCUAUCACUUAGCUAUACCCAGCUACCACCACCCCCAGCUUGUGUUUAUUCUGAUGGGAAGAAUUCAGUAGAAAGGAAGAGAUUGAUGAUGUAGGAGAUGAAGGAGAGAGGAGAAAUGCUGGAAUUGCGUCCCUGAGCAUGCAGGAGAGCUUGGAGGCUGGAGACUUCAGUCAGUUUCUGGGGAGAGACUGGAUUGGACUGAGCCGUUCAGAUUCAGGGGUGAGUGUCCUGACAGUGGCCUUGGAUGACCACUAGGAAGAUGUCUCUGAUAGGGGACAGACCAAGGACUGCCUUGGAUUUGCUGAAUUUUCCCUCUGUACACCAAAAGCUGAUUCUAAUUUGGAUUUGAACAGACGGCCCAGAGAAGAGAGAGCAUUGCAUGUGGAGGGACUGACAUAAGCAAGGGGCAUGCAGGCAUUCAAACUGAGGCCCAAUGGGCUGAAGGAGAUGGGUGGAGCUAGGUGGGAGGGGCGGGGUGAGACUGAGAAAAUGCCAUAGGUAGAAAGCAGGUAGAAGGUAGUGAGAUCCCCUCAUCCAUCAUCCUAGCAGCUGAGGCUACAUUGUACCAGCUUCCAGUCAGGGUGGGUGCUGAGCACAGGGAUUAAAAUCAUGAGUAGGUGCUUACGCCUUGCUCACGGGAGCUCACAGGCUAAGGGGAUUUGAGUAACCACCAUCCUGGUAGAUGUAUAAGACUCUUCCUCCAGCUUUGCCCCAGUCCAGCUUGCUUGGAUGAGCCUGCUGGAGGGGUAGGCAGUGGGAUGGAGGUAAGAGGGCAGAUGAAGAAGACCUGGCAUCAGGUUCUGGGCCCAUCAAGUGCCGGGCAAAGACAGUGUGGCGCACAGGGCCUGCUGGUCCUCAUGCCACACUCACUCAUGUUGGCCUCCAUAUGCCUUUCUGUGUCCCCAGAAGUCAACAGUGUGGGGAGUUGGAGUGAUCCAGCUGGAUGUGACCCCCAGAACAGAAUGGUGCUGGACUCAGGGGCUCAGGUGUAUGAGCAGACUCCCCCCAGCCCGCCAGCCAGUCCCUCAUCCUUGGGCCGUAGGCUGAAGCCCUCAGACCAAAAUGGGACAGCACUGUACCCCUGGCCUCAGUCUCUGGCCUUGCCCCAGGCUGUGUCUGUCCCCUCAGCCCUCCGGCCCAGGCCUGAGCUGCAGCCCUUCUCAAAGCUGGACUUGGGCCACCAAGGCCACAUGCGUCGCAGUGAGAGCACCUACACCAUAAACAGUGCUGGUCGGCGGGGGAGCGGCACCCAGGGCCGGGCCCCACCUGGACGAGGCCGGAACCCAGGUGGGGGCACCCUGCGGUCUGCGGCCUCCCUGCCUCACAUUGCUAAGACUCGAAAGGAUGCAGGCCGUGGUGCCAGCAAGAGCCCCUGCAUGUUGGUGGCUCUGCGGCCAACCAACAUGGACUAUGAGCGGGACAAGUUCUUCCAGUCCCAGUACACCUACAAUCCACAGUUCGAGUACCAGGAGCCCAUGCCUACGGCUGUGCUGGAGAAGUACUGUGAGGCCUCUGGACAGUUCAUCCAUCAGGCAGUUGGCAUCAUUGAGGCUGUCCUGGAGAAGUUUGGCACCUAUGAACACUUUGAGGCUGCGACUGGGGGCCAGCUGCUGACCAAGUGCCAGAUCUGGUCCAUUGUGCGCAAAUACAUGCAGAAGGAGGGCUGUGUCGGGGAGGUUGUGGUGCAGCUGAGUGAGGACCUGUUGUCCCAGGCAGUGAUGAUGGUGGAGAACAGCCGACCAACAUUGGCCAUCAACCUGACUGGAGCCCGCCAGUAUUGGUUGGAGGGCAUGCUGCGGCAUGAGAUAGGUACCCACUACCUUCGGGGUGUGAACAACGCGCGGCAGCCAUGGCACAGCGCCGAGGGCCGGUUGCAGUACGGGCUGCGGCCAGCAAACCCCACCGAGGAGGGCCUGGCCAGCCUACACAGCGUGCUGUUCCGCAAGCAGCCCUUCCUGUGGCGCGCAGCGUUGCUCUACUACACCAUCCACCGCGCUGCGCACAUGUCCUUCCGUCAGCUCUUCCAGGACCUGGCACGCUACGUGCAGGACGCGGAUGUGCGCUGGGAGUACUGCGUGCGCGCCAAGCGUGGCCAGACAGACACUUCGCUGCCGGGCUGCUUCAGCAAGGACCAGGUGUACCUAGACGGCAUAGUGCGCAUUCUGCGGCAUCGCCAGACCAUCGAUUUCCCGCUACUGACCUCACUGGGCAAGGUGUCCUAUGAAGAUGUAGACCACCUUCGGCCCCAUGGGGUGCUGGACAAUACCCGGGUGCCCCACUUCAUGCAGGACUUGGCGCGCUACCGGCAGCAGCUGGAGCACAUCAUGGCCACCAACCGGCUGGAUGAGGCGGAGCUGGGCCGCCUGCUGCCUGACUGAUGCUGGUUGAGGGCUAUAAGUAGCAGACCUGGACAGAGAGGCCCUGGUCAGAGGGCUCCAGAUCAGCCCCCAGAACAUGAAGCUGGCUGCUCUGUGCUUCCAGAGCCUGGGUGUUUCUUGGGGAACAGGGAGGGCAGGAGCAUCUUAGGAGGGACAAAUGGCAACAUCAGAGAGUUUGUGUCUUUUGCUGGCCUCACUGGGGCCUGAGGGCCAACAGCAGCAUGUCAGGCAAACUAAGUCUGCCCCCCUACCUCCAGCUGUCUGUUGAGCAGAGAGAAAGCCUGGGGGCAGGAAGGAAGCUGAGCAUGGAUGGGGGUGGGGGUGAUUUGGGAGUAGAAACUUAUCCUUGCAUGAGAUGGCUUUGGGUGUCUGCAUACUCCAGUCAUUCCCCCCCCCCCACCCUGGCCCCUUGGUGCUCCUUCAGCUUUCAUGCUGUCUACCUCUCACUGGGUCCUGGUGGGGGUCUCCCUUCUCCUGGGGUGAUUGCCUGAGUGUGAAGUCUUGGCUUUCACACAGACUCAAGGGGCAGGUAUCCUGGCAGUAGAGACCCAGCUGGGCUGGGGUGUGCUUUCCAGCAUUUUGCCUCUCCCACUGUCAUGUAUUUAUUCCUUGUUUAUGUGCUUUAUUUCCUGGGGCCGGGAGGCAGCAGUUUCUGAAGGUUUGGUGGAGGGAACAGGGCUCCUCUGGAAGGCACCAACUGUUCCUAACUCCACUCUUAGCUCAUACACAUGUGCACAUGCUCACGCACACACCCACAGGCCUUGUGAGUCGAGCCGAGAGCCCACUUGGCCCUGCCCUCACCCCCUGAACUGGCCUCCGCUGUCCCUGUCUUUGCCUACACACUCAUAGAUGGUGUUUGGCAGAGGCUGGCAUAGUCUGGCAGCAGCCACAAUCAAGCCUGAGGGGCAGGCACCUAGUUGUUCCAAGCCCUGAGCCCUUCCUAGACCAGGAGUGGCAUUGAGAUGAUUGUUGCUUUCAGUUUCACCUCAGAAUCAGCUGUGUGAGGCUGACCCAGUCCCACUCCCACCCUUGGCCUUUAUUUUUCCCAUCUGAAAACUCGUGAAUGCAGCUGAAAAGUACUUAUUCAUUUAGUCAGCGAAUAUGUAUAAAGCACCUUCAAUGUGCCAGUUAACUGGCCAGAACACGUACUGAGCUCCCAGUCCUUAGAGAAGCCAAUUAAAACAACAAUUACAGUGAA
Molecule: messenger RNA, 5181 nt
Organism: Vicugna pacos (alpaca)
Lineage: Eukaryota; Metazoa; Chordata; Mammalia; Artiodactyla; Camelidae
Source: RefSeq, a predicted model, not a curated record